AUGGCCUUUACGGUUGGCUGGGAUGAGGUCACCUCCAUUGGUCACCCCACACCCCUGCCCCGGCCUUCCUCAGUGCUCCUCCUCCCCUUUGCUUCUUGCAGAGAUUUUGACUCACUUUCCAAGGACAAUGUCUUCGAGAAUAACCGUUUGGCCUUUGAAGUGGCUGAGAAGGAGCUGGGGAUCCCUGCCCUCCUGGACCCCAAUGACAUGGUCUCCAUGAGUGUCCCCGACUGCCUCAGUAUCAUGACCUACGUGUCCCAGUAUUACAACCACUUUGCAAGCCCCGGUCAAGCUGGUGUCUCACCCGCUAGAAAGGGCCUGGCAUCGUCCUCCCCACCAUCUGAAGGGCCCACCCCGACGGAACCAGGAGACAGGGCUCAGGGCGAGGAGCGCUCCUCGGGCAGCCUGUCGGAGCAAGGCGCCCAUCGGACGCCCAGCAGCACGUGCGCGGCCUGCCAGCAGCAUGUGCACCUGGUGCAGCGCUACCUGGCUGACGGCAAGCUGUACCACCGGCACUGCUUCCGGUGUCGACGGUGCUCCAGCACCCUGCUCCCCGGAGCGUACAAGAAUGGGCCAGAGGAGGGCACCUUUGUGUGUGCAGAGCACUGCGCUAGGCUGGGCCCAGGUGGGCGGUCGGUGGUCAGGCCCGGACCCCCCCCGCAGCCAAAGCAGCAGCAUCUUCCAGAAGAAGCCAAGGAUCUGGAGGGAGGCGGCCCCAGCCCUAGUGUGGCUGCAGGGGCUGAGGUGGACCUGCCCAAGGCCAGCCCAGAAACCCGGCCCCAGAUCCCCACCAAGCCCCGUGUUCCUGGCAAACCACAAGAGCUGGCCAACCCCCCGGCCGGCCGCCCCACACCUGCUCCCAGGAAGGCCUCCGAGAGCACAGCCCCGACGCCCCCCACGCCCCGGCCCCGGUCAAGUCUGCAGCAUGAGAACCUGGUGGAGCAGGGAGGCAGCGGCGGCCUGGUGAACGGGAGGCUGCAUGAACCCCCCGUCCCCAAGCCCAGAGGGACGCCCAAGCUGUCAGAGAGGUCGCCAGCCCCCAGGAAGGACCCCCCGUGGAUCACGCUGGUGCAGGCAGAGCCAAAGAAGAAGCCAGCGCCCCCGCCCCCGAGCAGCAGCCCCGGGCCGCCGCCAGGCCGGGACAGCAGGCAGGUGGAGAACGGAGGUGUGGACGAGGUGGCUGCAAGGGGCUCAGAGGCGGCUGGCCCGGAGCCCAAACCCUACAACCCCUUUGAGGAGGAGGAGGAAGAGCCCUCAGCUGCACCCAGUGUGGCCACUGGCCCUGCCCUGGCUCACCCGGAGUCCACACCCAAGUCCCUACACCCCUGGUAUGGCAUCACCCCGACCAGCAGCCCAAAGACAAAGAAGCGCCCGGCCCCCCGAGCACCCAGUGCGUCCCCCCUCGCUCUCCACGCCUCCCGCCUGUCACACUCGGAGCCACCCUCGGCCACCCCGUCGCCAGCCCUCAGCGUGGAGAGCCUGUCGUCCGAGGGCUCCAGCCAGCCCCCCAGUGGGGAGCUUCUAGAGCCGCCAGUUGUGCCCAAGAGCUCCUCAGAGCCUGCUGUCCAUGCCCCUGGCGCCCCUGGGACCUCUGCCAGCCUCUCCACCAACUCCUCCCUGUCUUCCUCUGGGGAGCUGGUGCAGCCCAGUGUGGACCGGACACCUCAAGCCAGCCCUGGCCUUGCCCCCAGUACUGGGGGCAGCCCGGGUCCCCCGCCAGCCAAGCCCUGCAGUGGCGCUGCCCCCACCCCUCUCCUGCUGGUUGGAGACAAGAGCCCUGCACCUUCCCCUGGAACCUCGUCCCCACAGCUCCAGGUAAAGUCUUCCUGUAAGGAAAAUCCUUUUAACCGGAAGGCAUCACCCACAGCAUCCCCAACCAUAAAGAAGGCCACCAAGGGCUCGAAGCCAGCGAGACCGCCUGCCCCAGGACACGGCUUCCCGCUCAUCAAACGCAAGGUCCAGGCUGACCAGUACAUCCCCGAGGAGGACAUCCACGGAGAGAUGGACACCAUCGAGCGCCAGCUGGAUGCCCUGGAACACCGUGGGGUCAUGCUGGAGGAGAAGCUGCGUGGGGGAGUGAACGAGGGCCGUGAGGAUGACUUGCUGGUGGACUGGUUCAAGCUCAUCCACGAGAAGCAUCUGCUGGUCCGGCGGGAGUCCGAGCUCAUCUAUGUCUUCAAGCAACAGAACCUGGAGCAGCGCCAGGCCGAUGUGGAGUAUGAGCUCCGGUGCCUCCUCAACAAGCCAGAAAAGGAUUGGACAGAGGAGGACCGGGGCCGAGAGAAGGUGCUGAUGCAGGAGCUCGUGACCCUCAUCGAGCAGCGCAACGCCAUCGUCAACUGCCUAGAUGAGGACCGGCAGAGGGAGGAAGAGGAAGAUAAGAUGUUAGAAGCCAUGAUCAAGAAGAAAGAGUUCCAGAAAGAGGUUGAACCCGAGGGCAAGAAGAAGGGCAAGUUCAAGACCAUGAAGGUGCUGAAGCUGCUGGGAAACAAGCGGGACCCCAAGAGCAAGUCCCCUGGGGACAAGAGCUGACAGCAUGCCGCCAGCUGGGGGCCCCACCCCUCCUGGCUUGGCCCUGGGCUGUGCUCUGCUGGGAGCACCCCGCUGCCUUCAGGAUCAGCUGAGAGGAAAGAUGACUUAAGGGAAGGGGGCUUCUUGGUGACAGCCUCUCCCUCCUCAGGGUCCUCUGCCUGGUCUGGGCCAAAGAGUUUUCUUCCCUCUCCUCUGAGCCCCAGGCGGCUUCAGUUGCGCCCAGCCUGGUUCUGACGACUCCAGAUGCUGUGACCAUCCCCAGGAGCAAGCCGGAUCCGGGCCCGGGUCUGGAUUUGGGUCUGGGAGCGGCAGCCGCUGAGCACACCCGCCCCUCGUCCCGCUCAGCCUCUGCCGAGCCGGGUAGCUCCUUGGACCCUCUUCUCUUUGUGCCACAUCCAGAUGGCAGCCUUACCUGUCAGAGUCUUUGGGUCUGUCUUUUGGGCCGAUGGUAGCCCUCCGGCUUGGGUGUCUUGCCUCAUGGGCUCUCCCCUCUCGGCAGGCCGGUGAGCAGGGCUCGGCUGCACUGGCUUCUUCCCGCCCUGGUCCUGGUUCUGAAACUUCCUUUCAAUGCGGGCGGCCCUGACUCCGUUUCUCCUCACUCAGGAGCUCUAUUUAUGAAGUCUCUUAAUUAAGUUGGAGGUAGUUACUGUGUUCUCAGAUGCGAAUGGGCCUGAUGGACAAAUCCCUUCCUCUGUUCCUGGAAGUUCUAGGAGGUUCUUCCCUCAUCUCCCCUUGUUCUGCAGGAAAUCUCACUUCCCAGGACGUGGGGCUCUGAUGGCCGUGCUGGGGUGGGUGGGUGCCAGGAUGCUGAGUCCCCCAGGAUGGGCCUUGGGGAGUUCUGAUCCCUGACCCUCAGCCAGAUCAGCAGCAGGGGUGUGCUGCCCGUAGGUGCUAAUCCUGGUCCUGUACCACACGGUAGCCUGGCCCUCCUGUCCGCCCUUCCCCACCACCCCAGGGCUGGGGCAUGGUGCACCCACUCUGGGUGGUCAUUGCUAGUGUGUCUCCUCAUGUUCGUCUGUUGUCCGUUCUCUCCCACCGAAGGACUGACGGCUGCUCACUCCUUGGGAUGGCUGUGGGAGAGGAGCCGCGGGUGGGGACCACCACCGUACCCCCGGGAAUGUGCCCAACAGCUCUUGGUCAAAGCACUGUUGCUCUAAGCUAUGUCUGGGGUGUGUCUAGGGCCCCUUGCCCUCAGCACACCUCUUGUGGAAAGAUCGCACUGUAUUAACUUGAGAGGGUUUUCCUCACUGACAAUAAACAGAGACCACCUCUAA
Messenger RNA from Vicugna pacos (alpaca), 3806 nucleotides. The record is from RefSeq and is a predicted model, not a curated record. NCBI's taxonomy places the organism in Eukaryota, Metazoa, Chordata, Mammalia, Artiodactyla, Camelidae.